Carlito syrichta (Philippine tarsier) is the source of this 2240-nucleotide messenger RNA. It is a transcript of the gene SLC15A1, whose product is annotated as solute carrier family 15 member 1. The transcript has 22 exons. Gene Ontology annotation, cellular component: membrane. Gene Ontology annotation, biological process: transmembrane transport; oligopeptide transport. The record is from RefSeq and is a predicted model, not a curated record. Bases 1 to 2103 code for a protein of 700 amino acids. Gene Ontology annotation, molecular function: dipeptide transmembrane transporter activity. NCBI's taxonomy places the organism in Eukaryota, Metazoa, Chordata, Mammalia, Primates, Tarsiidae.
AUGUCCAAAUCACGGAGUUGCUUUGGUUAUCCCUUGAGCAUCUUCUUCAUUGUGGUCAACGAGUUUUGUGAGAGAUUCUCCUACUAUGGAAUGAGAGCACUCCUGAUUCUGUACUUCAGGAAUUUCUUUGGCUGGGAUGAUAAUCUGUCCACCGCCAUCUACCAUACAUUCAUCGCUCUGUGCUACCUGACGCCGAUUCUCGGGGCGCUUAUUGCUGACUCGUGGCUGGGAAAGUUCAAGACCAUUGUGUCUCUCUCCAUUAUCUACACAAUUGGACAAGCAGUCACUGCGGUAAGCUCCGUUAAUGACCUCACAGACCACGACCAUGAUGGGACUCCCAAUAACCUCCCGGUGCACGUGGCGCUGUCCAUGAUUGGCCUGGCCCUGAUCGCUCUUGGGACGGGAGGAAUCAAGCCCUGCGUGUCUGCGUUUGGCGGAGAUCAGUUUGAAGAGGGCCAGGAGAAGCAAAGAAACCGGUUUUUUUCCAUCUUUUAUUUGGCCAUUAAUGCUGGAAGUUUGCUUUCUACAAUUAUCACUCCUAUUCUCAGAGUUCAAGAAUGUGGGAUUCACAGUAAACAAGCGUGUUACCCGCUGGCGUUUGGAGUUCCUGCUGCCCUCAUGGCUGUAUCCCUGAUUGUAUUUGUCAUUGGCAGUGGAAUGUACAAGAAGUUCCAGCCACAGGGCAACAUCAUGGCUAAAGUGGUCAAGUGCAUGGGUUUUGCCACCAAAAACAGAUUUAGGCAUCGGAGUCACACAUUUCCCAAGAGAGAGCACUGGUUGGACUGGGCUAGAGAAAAAUAUGAUGAGCGGCUUAUCUCUCAGAUCAAGAUGGUUACGAGAGUACUGUUCCUGUACAUCCCGCUCCCCAUGUUCUGGGGCUCCCGGUGGACGCUGCAAGCAACAACCAUGAGUGGGAAAAUAGGAGCUAUCGAAAUUCAGCCAGAUCAGAUGCAGACCAUCAAUGCCAUCCUGAUCGUCAUCAUGGUCCCCAUCUUUGAUGGUCUGGUGUAUCCUCUGAUUGCAAAAUGUGGCUUCAAUUUCACCUCCCUGAAGAAGAUGACAGUUGGAAUGUUCCUGGCUUCCAUGGCCUUUGUGGUGGCUGCCAUCGUGCAGGUGGAAAUUGAUAAAACCCUUCCAGUCUUCCCCCAAGGAAAUGAAGUCCAAAUUAAAGUUUUGAAUAUAGGGGAUAAUAACAUGACGAUAUCUCUUCCUGGAAACAUGGUGACACUUGGCCCAAUGUCUCAAACAAAUGAAUUCAUGACUUUUGACGCAGACAAACUGACGAGUAUAAACGUCUCUUCCACUGAACCACCGGUCGCUGUAGGAACUCAGGACUUCCAGAAGGGCCAACGCCAUACCCUUCUCGUGUGGGCUCCCAAUCACUACCGUGUGGUAACAGAUGGUCUUAACCAGAAGCCAGAAAAAGGACAGAAUGGAAUUAGAUUUGUAAAUACGUUUGAUGAGACCAUCAGCAUCACAAUGAGUGGGAAAGUUUAUGACAAUGUCACCAGUUACAGUGCCAGCAAUUAUCAGUUUUUUACCUUUGGCAUAAAAAGCUUCACAAUAAACUCAACAGGGAUUUUACCACAUUGUCCGCGUGAUUUCAAAACUUUCUACCUUGGAUUUGGUAGUGCUUAUACCUAUGUAAUCAAAAGGAAGGCUGAUGGCUGCCCAGAAGUGAAGGAAUUUGAAGAUAUUUCACCCAACACGGUUAACAUGGCACUGCAAAUCCCGCAGUAUUUUCUCCUCACCUGUGGCGAGGUGGUCUUCUCUGUCACGGGAUUGGAGUUCUCAUAUUCUCAGGCUCCUUCCAACAUGAAGUCGGUGCUUCAGGCCGGAUGGCUACUGACGGUGGCCGUGGGCAACAUCAUUGUGCUCAUUGUGGCGGGGGCAGGCCAGUUCAGCAAACAGUGGGCUGAAUACGUCCUAUUUGCCGCAUUGCUUCUGGUCGUCUGCGUAAUAUUUGCCAUCAUGGCUCGAUUUUAUACUUACAUCAAUCCAGCAGAGAUUGAAGCUCAAUUUGAUGAGGAAGAAAAGAAAAAGAGUGCGGAAAAGAAUAACCUAUAUUGCACAUUGGGGCCCAUGCCACAGACACAGAUGUGAAGGUCAGGAAGAGAGCGGAGGAGGGACUGGGCCCAGCAUAUGCCCUGACCUCUCCUCAGGUGUCAGGACACACCACUGGAUGGUCCCUGAUGGGGAAGACUUCAGAACCAGGAACGAAACUAUGAAAGAUUUUAUCU